Symbiodinium natans is the source of this 1437-nucleotide messenger RNA. The record is from the annotation of a GenBank genome assembly. Lineage: Eukaryota; Dinophyceae; Suessiales; Symbiodiniaceae.
AUGAGCAGGCCUCCAGCAACAUCGCGCAAGGUCGGCAGCCUCAGGCGAGCGACGCAGACGGCGCGGGCUUUGCUAGGAGCGGGGCCCGUGCAGUUUCCAAGGUCGGUUCCUCCGGGAAUAUGGGCGCAGAGCUUGCUGGUCGCACGCCGGGCCAAGGCUGGCGAUGGUGAGGCCGAAGACAGUGAAGACGUCAAGGCUGCCCCAUCACAGACCGCUGAAACGGUCGAGGAUGCCAAGAAGGGGAUUACCGGGAAGAAGGCUUCCUCAGCAAAGUAUGAGGAUGAGGUGGAUGAGGUGGAAGAGGUGGAAGAGGCCAGAGCAGGCUUCGAUCAGGACGAGUGGCUGCAACAGACCGCUGACCAGAUCAAGAACUUUACAGUGAAGCAGGUAUGUGACUGGGCGAAAGCAGUGCUGAAAGCGAAAGGUCUCGAUGAAGGGUUGGCAGCGGAAGCGGCCCAGCGGUUGGAAAAUGAGGCAGUGACAGGUGAAGUGCUCAUCGGUGUUACGGUUCAAGAGCUGAAGCUGGACUACGGGAUGAAGCGUGGCCAUGCGACAUUGCUGGUGAAUCAGCUGCAAGCUUCCGGGGGCUCGGCGCCGCCGACGGCAGCGAGCGGACUCCAGGUGCCUGAUGCACAAAAGGCCAUCCAGGACAUCCUUUGCCCAAGCUGGACUGUGCGCUCUCCCAGUGCGAUGAUGCCACGGCUCAUCGCGCGCGAGGAGGCCAAACAUCAAAUCCUGGAGUACAUCCGGGGGUCCUUGUCACAGGAUGACUACUACUGGGAGCCCGGGUCAAGCAUAAACAAGUGUGCAAUCCUGACGACGGCCGGAAUAAAGGGCACAGGCAAAACUCGAGUACUCCACGAGAUGUGCACGACCUGGCGGGACGAAACCGGGGCGAAGGCGGCUCUGACAGUGGACUUCAAUGGGGGGAGCUAUUGGGACAACAGCAAAGCUGCAACCGAAGUGUUUUCAAAGCUACUCCUUCAGCAGUCAGGCAUGCCUGCGGAGAAAGCAGAAAACUGCGCGGCCGUUCUUUCAUUCAAGCAGGUGAUGCAGUGUUUGCGAGAGAAGCUGAAUUUGGGCGCCGACGACCUUCUGCUGGUAGGCAUCGAUGAGAUUCGGCAGUUCGAGACCCUUGCUGGCAAAGACAGGGCUGUGCAACUAGUAUCCAACCUCAUGGGAGCCCAGGACGAGUCCCUCCUCCAAACAAGCAACUGCCCGGUAAUCUUCGUGUGGACAUCGCUGCUUGAGAGCUACAUGUCGACGCUGAUGAGCGACUCCGGGCGCUAUGUGCUGCUGCCGAUCUCGUUGAGGGGUUUGCCGGUUUGCCACUUGCAGAGGCUUUGCAGCUGCUGCCCGAGGAGCUUCGCGAAGAACUGGACAAAGAACCAUCCGGACGUCAACUCGUGCGACAGCUGCUGGGUCAUCCGCGGCUGA